GCUUGUGUUGAUCUGUUGUAUUAUGUUUGAAAAAACGUCGUCUUGACGACAGGAUUACUGACUUUUGAAUUUGUAUGAAUUACACUCUCGAAAAUAAUAUGAAUUUCUCAAAUAAUGGAUGAAAAUUCCAAAGGACUGUCAGAACCAGCGGAAAUAAAGAACGUUCUUCCGGAUGUUGUGAAUUCACAACAGCUAACUACACGAGACGCGGUAGGAGACGAUGUUACAAGUUCCACACCGGAUACGAGUCACCACACACAUGAGAAAAUUCAACAUCUUGAGAAAGAAACUGAGGAAAAUAGUGGAAUAGAAUCCAUAUCUGAAAAUAUACCUUUCAAUAUUGAUUAUUCUAUCUCAGAAUCAGAACAUAUAGAGCCCAAUGCAGGAGACUUACUUAGAGUUACCAGUAAUAAUGAAAUAGUUUCAAAAAAUAGUUCUUUAAAUGUUCCUCAAGAUGCGAGCCCGCACAGCUCCUGGAACAUUGAUGUUAACCGAUCAGAUAUGCAUAUUAGUGAAGAAAGUCCGGUUAUACUUGCUCUAUCAUCUGAUACAUCUAAGGAAGUUUUAAAAAGCAAGGAACAUGAAGGUGAUCGUGAAAAAACUCCCGAACAAUCAUCAAAUAGCGAAUAUCUUGAUUCACUUAAUGAUACCAAAAGUCACAAAUCAAAUAACAAUGACGGUAGUAUUGAUGCAAAAACAACUUUCUCGUCUGAAAAAGAUGCAGAAUCUCUCGGACAGUGCAGUUCUGGUUCAGAGGAGAUGAUAAAGUUAGAUAUAAGAGGCCAAGCUGCUCCAAAAUUUCCAGUUCAAUCAACAAAAAUUAUAUUUGGACCGCCACCUGAUGGAAGUACUAUGAUGAGUCCACAUCUAGAGUCAAUACCAGUGUUUCAGACAUUAAUGUCUCCGUGUCUCAUCGGACCGAGUGACGGACUCACCAUCGAAGAAGUAUUUGAGGGCAAAGAUACUCCAGAGAAGUCACAGUCACUCACGGUCAGCUGCAGUGACAAGGAACAGGAUGUCCUGGUAGAAGAAAUUCUAGUGGAACAUGACCAGAAGGAAGUGGGCCCAGACAAUGUGUCUCCGUCAAAGUCCGUAAACCCAGAUGAAGCUUCUCUAAACACUAUGAGCACCGAGUACAAAACCCUGUGUGAGGAAUAUCACUUCAAGCUUGUGCACUUGGAGGAGGCGGUGUCGAGGCGCGACCAACUAAUAGAGGAACUAACGGUCUCGUUGCAGCGCUCCGUGCGCGAGAGAGACGACCUGCGACACGACAACGAACACCUGCUGGCCGAAGUGAAACACCUGCAACGCCUGGCCGCAGACAGGUCCCACUCGGACGACACUGUCAAGGCCCAGCUGUCCGACUUCAUGAAGUAUCAGAGCAUGCUGAGAGACGACUCCACCAAGUUCUACUCCGCACUCAUGAGCGGCACGAGCUCGCGGCAGAGCUCCAACGGCGAGAAGGACAACGAUAAAGAAGAGAUCACCGUCAACUACUCCAGGUCCGACCUACGCUCCUCCGCCUCCUCCGGGGACUGCCAGGAGGGGCUCCACGGCAAACUGAUGGCGGUCCUCGACAGGUACGACGCGCGGAUAGAAGAGGAGACGAGGAACGAGCUCAGGGGAACUCUGAUACAAGUAAUGUGUGAUGAGGUCGCUCGACUACGGAUAGACUGCGACACUGACGUCAGAGAGCUGGAGGCGCAGCUGGCGCAGGAAAAACACGCGCGGACCGGAGACGUGAGGAGGCUCAGGGACCUGCUGGCCGAAGUGAAGGCUGGCAGUGCGGAUGUCGACCAGCUCAGAGAAGAACUAGACGCCAAGCACAAGAAGGAGAUGGAGAAUCUGAGGACGUACUUCGAAAAGAUGUGCUUAGACAUAGAACGCAGUUACUCCGAGGAGGUGAUGCGUGGUCGGGCGUGUGUGUCCCCAGUGUCGGAGGGAGCGGAUGCGGAGGCGGAAGCGGGGGCGGGCGACGCUCGCAGGAGGACGCGCUCCGCCGACCUACCCUCACUUCUUAUGGAGACAUCGACGCCGCUAGAGGGCACCCUGAGACAGAUCAACAAGAAGCUGGAGCAGCAGCUGCUGGAGACGAGGACGGCCCACCUGGCGCACGUCCGCGACCUCGCACACGCGCACCAGCAAACUGUGGCGGACCUCGAGCAACGGAUAGCACAACUAAAAGCACACAUACAGGCUACUGAAAACACAGAGGCCAACGUUUCUGUGUACCAACAGGAUAUAGACCUAGAGCUGGAGAAGCGUGCGCGCGACCGCGUGCUGCACGACAUGCACCAACAGCUGCAGGUGUUGUUGUCCGACCCUGACGCGGAGCUGUCCAGCUGGCCGCUGGAGCUGGUGGCGCUCAGGGACAGGAUCCAUCACGACAGGGAGUUAUCGAGUGUCCGGGACGAGCUGUCCAGCGGCGAGGGAGACAAAUGGCGACAAAGGAGGAAUAACAGCUUUGACCAGAACCGUCAGCUGGAGGAGGUCACCAGGGAGAGGGAUGGUCUCCGUCGUGUGGCGGGAGUGCUGCAGCGUGCUGUUUCGUCACUGGUCGCCUACUGCGCCAGCGCCGAGGACGAACUGAACAGGACCGUACUGAACAAACUGUUGGGACACCUGGCCGCCGACGACGACACUAUUGUGGAGCUGGACUCCCGGCCGUCCACUCCGGUCGCUGAGCUGAGUGUGGUAGGAGAGACGCACGUCCACCUGGCGCCAGACCUGCACUCCAUAUUGGUGUCGCUGGACGAGGCCGGCGUCAGGGGCUUCCUGCAGCAGCAGAGGGACCUCGGAGACGACAUCAAGAGAGAGCUGGACGCCUCGCUCAAGAGGCUUAGGCACGAGGCAAAGGACCUACUGCAGCUGUCCGCGCGUCUAGCCAGCAACAAGGCUCGACAGGAGACUAGGAUGUUAGAGAACAGCACUCGGGAGGCAAAGGAGGAAGAUGAACGAGAAUGUAUCAACUGUAUGAUGCAGAGAAAAAACGUGGAGGAGGCCAUGUCCGAAUGUCUCCAACGUGAGAAUCUGCUGCGGAGCGACCUCGACGGCGCCAUGAUGAAGAUUGCUCACCUCAUGGGACCUCCGGACAGAACGCACUCCGACGACGUCGUGGAGGGGUACGGCACGGGCGGGCGCUCCCUGGACGGCCUGACACCGCGGGCCCAGCUCGCUGCGGACCUCGAACACGCGCUAAGGGAGAGGGACGACCUGAAGCAACAGCUGGAGGCGGCCAACCGUCAGCUUCGUUCCACUCGCCAGUUCGUGGAGGAGCAGGCGGCCGAGCGGGAGGCGGAGAGGGACGAGUUCGCCGACAGACUCGCCGAGCUCAGGGACGAGAACAGCAGGCUGGCCGCUCGCCUGCAGACCAACGCCAGGAUAGUGAACGAGAUGAGCUGCUUGCGUCUCGCUCGGUGUAACUGCCGAGAACACGACCGCCAUGUCGAACAACUCGAAAGUCAGACUCGGGAGAUGAAUCAGAUAAUAGCGGACCUGGAGGGGCGGAAGGGCGCCGCGGACGAGGAACUCAAAGCUGCAGAGGAACAAGUGUCCCUGCUGAGAGACAUCAUUAACAACCUGGAGACUCAGCUGGAGGAGAAGACUGCCCGAGAAGAGGACGUGCUGCGGGAGCUGGGGGACAUGAGGAGCACCAUAGACGACAGGGACCGGAGGAUGAGGGAGCUGCUGGCGGAGCUCGAGCGUUCAAGGGGUCGCGACGCGGAGAGAGAGGCGGCCACCCAGCAGGGAGAGGAGGGGGGCGGUGACGAGCUGCUGGGGACACUCAGAGAUGAUGCCAAGCUUCUCGAGGAGCAGAUACACAGCAGCGUCGUGCGGCUGGAGGGAGCCUACGAGCGAGCCUCCGGAUCACUGUCCGAGCGCACCGAAGACGUAUCAGUAACGGGGGCGAGGGCGGGCGGGGAGCGGGGUGGAGGAGGGGCGCGGGGACCUGCUCUAGAGGAACUCAGCGGGGUGUGGGACCAGCUGAAGGCGCUAGAGCGGGCCGGGGACGCCGCCCUCAAGAGGAUAGAUGACCUUCACAUGCAGCGACAGAGACUCAAGGACGUGGCGCAGGAGGUCCGCGCCGAGCGUGACGUGCUCCAGGCACGUAUGUCAGAGCAGGCGCUGCGCAUAUCAUCACUGAGUGCGCGUCUCGCGCAACAGCGAUGUGACGCUGAUGCGCUGGCUCAUGACGCCGCGGCACAGCUCUCCGUCAGACUACACGACGCACAGGCUGAGGUUCAAAGAUUGACGGAGGAGUUGAGUACCAAAGAUAAACAGCUGGCGAGAUUGAAGCAGAGCCACGAGGAGAGAGACAAGUAUGGAGAAACACAACCGGUCUUCGGGAAUUCAUGUAACCCUAAAGACAGGGCGGCAAUGUUAGAACGGGAAUUUUCAAACGCUAAAUCCAAGAUAGAACAACUUGAAAGUUUAGUACGAAGUCUCGAAACUGAUAAGGAAAAACUUCAAUCAACUGUCAGAGAACAACAGAGGACACUCGCCGAGAAGGAGGAACAGUUGAAUGAGAUUAUGGCUCUUAAUCUGGUGGAGGACCAAAGCGAAGUCAUUCAGGCCAAGACGUCCGCCCGGACACUCAGCGAUAUCGUCUCCAUAUCAGAGUUCGACGAACAGGAUUUAAUAAUGCGUCGGGCGGAGCUGAAGGGACAGAACGCUAGCAUUACAAACACAGACCACAAAGACAAAACCAAUUUAAACAAGACUCUACCCCCCGAUGUACAAAAACCUAAUAUGAGUUCAUUGAACUUGGACUACGCAGACCAUUUCGAUGGCACAAACUUUACACCCCGUGCCGACUCACUACCUAUACAUCUAACAUCUACUCAAAAUAAGGAGGUUUAUAAAAGGAGUGCAAACGAAACGACAAUAUUUGGUGAAGGGAUCAAACAUUCUACUGCUCAAAAUAUACCCGAUAAUUGCUCAAUGUAUCCCAACAGAGAUGUCUCGGAAAGUAAAAACCUAAGUGUUGAACCGAAAAAGAUAAACUUCUCAAUGGAACCAUCUGACAACAGAACUCACGACGAGGAGUUCGCUUCCUUAAAAGAUCUGGGAAUAACAUUAGACGUGAAACAAGAAAACUUCCCAGACAUACUGACACACCUCAAACGUGAAAUAAAGAAAUCUAGAAGUGAGGUAGAACUGUAUAAGGCAGAACUCAAGAAUGCCGAGGAACAGCUGUGUGAGUUUCCAGCUUUAAAAGAGGAAGUGGAGGAACUGAAAGGGCUCUUAGAGAACACGAUGGCUACCAUGGAGAACGACAAGAAGUUUUACGAAAAUCAAUUGGAUACCUUUGCUUCAAACAAGAAACUGCUCGAACAAAGACUUAAAGAAUUAACACAAGAAGUUCAUGAGAAGUCAAAAGACCUGAAUCUGCUCAAGGAAGAUAUUCUACGAAGAGAAACCAUGAUAUUAGAAUUGGCGAAGGAGAAAAUGAACUUAGCAAAUAAGAUUUCUGAUUUAGAAAUCAAAAUAGACGACUUAAAUAGCAAGAACAUGGCUCUAGUAAAAUACGAAGCAGAAAAUAAGCAGCUCAAAGAAAAGCUAGCUGAGCUACAGAGACUGGAACAGUUGUUAUCAGAAAAAAAUCAACAGAUUGACAGUUUAAAUCAACAUCUAGAUAGAUUAGACGACCUACAGAGAUGUUUGAAUGACAAAACUGAAGAGAUGGAGGGACUGAAACAGGCUUUGAAUAUGAAAACAAAGGAACUGUUCCAGGUGAGAGACUCGGUCAACACAUUAAACACUGACAUCGCUAAAGUUAUAGAAGAGAACGAUCAGCUCAGCCAACAAAAUAAAGAACUGAAGUUAAAACUGACAAAACUAGAGAAAGAGCAAGAAAACGCCACGAUUAGGCUUCAGAACAAUGAGACGGAACUCAACAGGGUCAACUCACAAAACAGCGACCUCGCGGCGAGAAUAGAGGAGCUGAAGGUAUUACACGACACACUGGCGGAUAAAGAGACGGAGAUAGAGAUAUUACACGAAGACAUCAACCUGUACCAUAACGAGAUAGCGGCGUUGAGAGAACAGCUGAAGAUGGUGUCGCGGAGCCCGUCGCCCAGGAACAAAAACACUGAAGCCGGCAAUACUGUGGACAGGCAGGCCACUAAUGAUAGGAAGCAGUUGGUGAAAAUCAAAAAACAAAUAUCUCUGUUGCAACACGAGCUUGACUUCCAGAAAAAGGAACUCAAUGAUAAGGCAUUCGAAUUAGCUAAGGCUAAACUGGACUUGACGGAAGCUCGGAAUAAUAUAAGUCAGAUGAGUAAGCAAAUAUCUGACAGCGAGCAGCUACAGAUGGCCUGGAGCGAGCAGCAGCAGCAGCUGGAAAAACUAGCUCAAGAAAAGGAACAGCUGGAGCGACAGCUGGAGACCGUUCUAGCCAGACUGCGGGAGGAGACCGACGUAGGCGAGUUGAGGCACAAGCUGUGCGCUGAAAGUGAACGAUGUGGUCAACUGGAGCGGGAACUGAGGCGACUUCGAGAGACGACUGACAGACCCCGUCCGUCGCCAAGCCGUGCGCGUUCACCCACGGCGGAGCUGGAGCGGGCGGUACGCGACCAGCUAGACUACUCACACGCCUUGGACGACGACAUCAUGGACCAGAUUUUGUCUGCUAGCAGCGACGAACGAGAGGAUAUUCCGAGACUCGUUCUCAAUUCAUCCAAUCAGUCUACGAGCUCGAUGAAAUCGACAUCGUCGGAGCGCAUGCAGCGGCUGCGGAACGACAACGAGAAGCUGCAGCUGAAGUUGGAACACCUGGAGUGUAGAUUAAAGGAUAAGGACGCGCUCAUUUCUGAACUCAACAGAGUACGAGACAAGCUGUCCAGUGAGUGUCAGUCGGGGCGGCUGAGGCUGGAGGCGGAGCGCGACCGCUCGGCGCGUCUGGCCCUGCUGCUGGACUCGCACAAGGACACGGCCAGCUCGCUACACGACCAGGACUCCAGCAUGAUCGACAUGCUCAAGAGACGACUCGAGACCGCCAUGAAGUCCGAGAUGGAGGCGCAGCAGCGGGAGAGGGACCUGCUGCAACGGCUGCAACAACUGGACCGAACGCUGCCGGCAGCGACCUCCCCCACGGACCAACUCAAACAGGAGGCGGAGGACCGGGCUCGACUGCAGAGCUCGCUGAGCGCGGCACGGCUCCAGCUGGAGGCCGAGCGGCGGCGUGCUGGAGAACUGCACGCGAUGCUCGACCACGAGAGGAACAAACACAGAAGAGACCUGGACGAAGCGGCCGCCACGGCAGCCGCCCUCAGGGGGGAACUGGCAGAACUCAGGAGAUUGAAACACGAAUCCGGCGUGGAGCUGGUGAGGACCAAGGAGCUGCUGCACACGCAGAGCGACACCAUCGCACAGCUCGAGAAGAAGUAUUCCGCCAGGAGUAAACACAAUGAUACUAUCACGGGCAUCGAAAACGAAAAAACAGAUCUGGCUCGUGAAAUGGCAACCCUCCGACGGUGUCUGACGGACGCACCCCAGGCACAGCUGCAGCAGCUGCUGGAAGAGAGACAACAACUGAGAGACACCAUCAGGGAUCUAAGAGGACAGCUGGAGGCGAGGAACGACGACAAGGAACAGGCGAUCCGCUACCUCCACAGUCGCUGGGUCCGGCUGGAGAGUUGUCGCAAGGCGCUGGUGUGGCAGAAGAGGUACCUGCAGAGGAUGGUUGCGGGCUACGGGGACCUGGAGAGGAAGCUGGGGGUGAACGAGAAGGCCAGGACGACAUUCAAGAGCGUGGCGUGGUCGUGUGUGGCCGUCCUCCGCAUGUCGUUCCUGGUGAGGCGUCGGAACGCCGCCCGGAACGCCGCCUCCGCGCUCGCACAGUCGUUCGCUCCGUGUACUCCGCUCGCCCGCCCCCCGCCGCUGGCUCAUCGCCUCCUGCAGCAGGACAUGAAGCUGUGCCUGCCGCUCUCCCCCACAGUGGGCGACGUGUUGCCGCGGUCUCCGCUCGUGGCGAGUUCUCCGCGCGAGGAGCGAGGCUUGACCAGGUGUCCUCGCGGAGAGGCGGCCUCCUCCUACACCCACAGACUGGACUCCGUGAGCCGCCGCCUGGCCGCGCUCCAGCACAGAGACAACUGACCAGCCGCCGCCGCCUAGUGCGUCACACACCCGACACUCACAGAACGUGAUCUCGGACGGUGUCAUUAUUAUAGUUAAGAAACUCUCUUUGGUGCCUUCGUUGAUAGCUUAAGAUUCCCAAGCGGGAUGUGAUGUAGUACCAGACCACCACGAUUACCAAAUAUUAAUACAGAGACGGGACGACUGGACGCGUGACAGAUAUUUAUUGAAGGCGUGCCGGUCGUCAGACGCGAGCACCGUCUCUUAGGUUAAGUUAGUUUAGUGCCAAAUCGAAGAAUGUUUUAAUUAUUGUGUUACUUAAUUUAUUUUUAUAUUUAGUUUUUAAUUUCGUUUGUAAGUUGUUACCACUCCGCCUAUAUGACUGUAAUGAGUGGGUUAUGAGAGAUGUUCGUACAUUUAUAUUUGCUUUAUAUACCGUUAUUUUUAGAAUAUUCUCGAGCAGCGCGAACUACGAUCGCUUUAAGUUUUGAAACAUUAUAAAAAUUAAAUGUUUAUUAGGUUGAAAUUUACCUCAGAGUUAUAUAUACACACGAACUGCAAUUCGCAACGUCUUAAUGUUAUAAUGUGUAGUUCGAUACCUCCUCUAGUAAUCGUAAGCGCAAACCUUGCCAUAUCAUUGUAAUAUAUUAGAUUAAGGGACGGAGGCCGUUAGACUUGCAGUGUAACGGACGAAGUCUUCUAUGUUAGACGAGAAAGUACAAUUAGGAUAAGAUACUGACGAGGGUGACCGACCACUGCCGGCGAUUGCCGACGAUUGCCGACGAUUGCUGACGACGACCGAACGAGUGACGAAGACUUACUUUAGUAUUAUGAAGUCCGACUGCGAAACUUGUUGUUUAUAGCGAAGUUUACUGCUUUAUUAUAUCCAUACAUUUUAUACACAUGACGUUUACUUCUUUUAUUUAUUAUAUGUUACUGCAGACUAGGUUUACUUUGGUCGAGUGAAACUAAAUAGUAUUUUAUGACAUUUUAUUUAGUCCAGUGCUCUAUCAUUAAUCAUAAUCCGCAGACAAUGUUGUAAGCCAAAGGGAACCGCGAGUUGCUGUGUUAAGAUAUUUCAUGUGUUGAGCGCCGACGUAUUCAUUCUGACCUUAGAAUCUCAGUUCACCUCUCGACGAUCUACACUCAAUGCGACCAAAGAUCUUGUAUUCUAUAGGCUACUUCCAAACCACUAGUGAGUCACUUUAGGAGAGACUCGCAUCCCAACGAACGCUAUUGUAUAAUUACUAGAAAUUUGUCCUGACACGACUCUAGUCACAGGCGGCACGCCGGCGCCAUACGCUCUCUGAUCUACAGACAUUAUAAAGUUAAUAUAAAUAAUAAAUGAUUAUUUUGGAUA
Molecule: messenger RNA, 9436 nt
Organism: Danaus plexippus (monarch butterfly)
Lineage: Eukaryota; Metazoa; Arthropoda; Insecta; Lepidoptera; Nymphalidae
Product: pericentrin-like
Exons: 36
Coding region: 115-8097 (2660 amino acids)
Source: RefSeq, a predicted model, not a curated record